GUGUCCUGAAUCCCCGCCCACGGCUUCCAUUUCUGUUCUGGAACACACGAGCUCUCGCCAAGAAUACACAUUUGCUUUUUUGAAAUUGUCGUUAAAUGUAAAUAGAGUUGUAAGGCGGUUGAGAGAUACUGACUAACGGGAACCUAUUUACGUUUGUUAAGAGAGUAAUUUUCAUUCGCUGAAGGACACGUUGUAGCUCCGGAAGAUACGAGACGGGCUUUUAUUCUCAUUUUAACUUUAGUGAGCGGCUUUUUCCGCCGUUUUUAUUCCCUCCCCUGUCCCUCGCUCGCGCUCCCCCCCGUGAGAGUCGCGGCCUGUAGUACAGCCACGAGGCGCGUCGGACCACCGUGAAUCACACGAUGGCGGAGUUCGGUAACGGACUGGCAGAGGAGUCUCUGCUGGACUCGGACCCAGGACACUCAGAACUUGAAGACCCGGGCGUCGGCGACGAGGACCCAGGAUUAGACGAGGGUGAGGCCUCUAUUGAAGAUCCGGAGCUGGAGGCAAUUAAAGCCAGGGUGAGAGAGAUGGAGGAGGAGGCAGAAAAACUAAAGGAGCUACAGAACGAGGUGGAAAAACAGAUGAACCUCAGUCCUCCACCUUCCGGCCCAGUCAUAAUGUCUAUUGAAGAGAAGAUGGAAGCUGAUGGGAGAUCUAUUUACGUUGGAAACGUGGAUUAUGGUGCAACGGCAGAAGAAUUGGAGGCACAUUUUCAUGGCUGUGGCUCUGUAAACCGAGUCACCAUCUUGUGUGACAAAUUUACAGGACACCCUAAAGGGUUUGCGUAUAUAGAGUUUGCAGACAAGGAAUCUGUUAGGACGGCAAUGGCACUGGAUGAAUCCUUAUUCAGAGGAAGGCAGAUUAAGGUUGGUGCCAAGAGAACGAAUCGUCCUGGCAUUAGCACCACAGACCGCGGCUUCCCACGGGCCCGCUUCCGCUCACGGGGAGGAAGUUUCUCGUCCCGAGCGCGCUACUACAGUGGCUACACACCCCCCAGAGGUAGAGGACGGGCCUUCAGGGGCCGAGGGCGAACAACAUCGUGGUACUCCCCUUACUAAUACCUCCCUACCCCCUAUGAAUCCCCCUUAAACUAUCACCCCAUGUCCCUAUAGAAAUGAAUAAAGACCCCUCUCAAAAAAGGAAGGAAAAAAAGAAGAAAAAAAGACAAAAUGUAACAAAAAGAAAAAAGUCCAUCUCCUGGAAAGACAGACAGACUGACUGGCCGCAGUGUGCGAUUGUGUGUGCGAUGCGUGCGUGUGAGGAGGUGUUGCGAUCACCCUGGUAAGGUACAAUAUGGCCAUCGGGGAGAUUUGGUGGCAUUUGUUUAAAUUUGAGAAGAUGAUGUAAUCUCAGGCUGCAGAUGUGUGUCCUUUUGUCUGGCUGUGAUUUUCUUUCACCAAACAGCCCCGUUCAAGUUUGCACUCAAGAUAGGCAAACAGAAAAAAAAUGUCAACUUUUUUUUAAUUAUUGUAUCGUGAAUAUGUGACUUAGCAAGAAUGUUGAUGUUUUCACUUAAGUUGUUCACUAUUUGAGAAUCAUUUUCUAUUUUGUCUGUGCUCUCUGGAAUCCCUUCCCCCAGCACUGGUUUCUUUCCUGUUCAUCCCUCGCUCGGAUUACCUUUUCCACCUGCGGUAUUCCGACAGCGGAUUACAGUUCGCCAUUGUUUUUAAGUUGUAUUGUUCUUGAACCAUCUUUCACAUCAUACGACUAUUGUACGAUG
This is a messenger RNA of Misgurnus anguillicaudatus (oriental weatherfish), 1720 nucleotides long. RefSeq names its product poly(A) binding protein, nuclear 1 (gene pabpn1). The record is from RefSeq and is a predicted model, not a curated record. Lineage: Eukaryota; Metazoa; Chordata; Actinopteri; Cypriniformes; Cobitidae. Gene Ontology annotation, cellular component: nucleus. Gene Ontology annotation, molecular function: poly(A) binding.